Messenger RNA from Episyrphus balteatus (marmalade hoverfly), 576 nucleotides. RefSeq lists its product as uncharacterized. NCBI's taxonomy places the organism in Eukaryota, Metazoa, Arthropoda, Insecta, Diptera, Syrphidae. The coding region runs from base 1 to 576 and encodes 191 amino acids. The transcript has a single exon. The record is from RefSeq and is a predicted model, not a curated record.
AUGCGUUUCUUUGCUGUAUUAUCAAUAAUUGUUGUCCUGGUGGCGGUCGUUUUUGCCAAGGAAGAAAAAACUUCAAGGAGAAUCCGAAGACAGCUGCUAGGAGGAGGUGGAUUAGGACAAGCUUUUGGUCCUGUAGCUCAAACAGCUUCAAGAGUUGUUGGUGCAGCAGGUAGACCUCUAAGUGGUCUUCAAUCUAUCCUUGGUGGAGGUGCUCCUGGCAAUCGUGGACAAAAUAGUCCAAGGAGAGUGCGAAGACAAUUGCUUGGAGGAAUAAUUGGUGGAUUUGGACAAGUUUUGUCCGCUGCUGGUCAAACAGCUUCAAAUGUUUUUGGUGGUUUGGGUGGACAAGGACAAGGUGGUCAAGGACAAGGUGGUCAAGGACAAGGAGGUCAAGGGGGUGGACAAGGAGGUCAAGGGGGUGGACAAGGAGGUCAACAACAAGGACAACAAGGAGGUCAACAACAAGGAGGUCAACAACAAGGAGGCCAAGGCCAAGGCCAAGGAGGUCAAGGACAAGGAAAUCAAGGAGGUCAAGGCGGCUUAGGUGGAUUAACAGGAGGUUUGUUUGGCCGUUAA